Messenger RNA from Solenopsis invicta (red fire ant), 1162 nucleotides. RefSeq lists its product as uncharacterized. The transcript has 6 exons. The coding region runs from base 161 to 1132 and encodes 323 amino acids. The record is from RefSeq and is a predicted model, not a curated record. NCBI's taxonomy places the organism in Eukaryota, Metazoa, Arthropoda, Insecta, Hymenoptera, Formicidae.
UGCGAAGGUGAAGGUGCUAGCUGACGUUGAAAUGGAAUUCGCAGAAUAAAUCGGUACCAUAUUCCCACUCUGCCGUUCGUCUCUUCGCACGUAUAUAAAGUCAAGUCACACGCGUGUAUCUUGUACAAUUACAUCAGGUCGUGAAUAAUACGUGUUAGUCAUGAAACUCACGGUGUUUUGCCUGCUCGCUGUCAUUUCUGUCGUCUACGUAUACGCAGAGGAAAAAUACACUAGUAAAUAUGACAACAUAGAUAUAGACCAAAUUCUCCAAAACGACCGAUUGCUAAAACGAUAUGUCGAUUGUUUCCUGGAAAAGCCCAACGUUAGGUGCCCUGCUGAAGCUUUAGAGGCGAAAGCUCAUAUACAAGAAGCGCUUGACGAUGAAUGUGCAAAAUGCUCGGAUCACCAAAAAGAGAUGUCAAAGAAGGUGAUAAGACACCUAAUAACAAACAAGCGAGAUAUGUGGAACGAACUGAAGGCGAAAUACGAUCCGGACGGGAAAUACGCCAAGAAGUAUGAGGAUGAAGCCAAGAAAGAAGGCGUCGAGAUCACUCUCGUUGUAGAGAUACAGCACACGCCUUUUUUCACGUUUCCUGUAGAAGAACGAGCAGAUUACUCGCCGCAGCCGCUGGGUGUACGCCGCGGUGAACAGCAGCAUCCAAAUGAUUAUGUACAUCGAGUAGAUCUUGAGAAUGAUAUAAUUCGGAGCAACGCAUCAAUCUUGUCCGUUACGAUGAGACACCUAGUUGUCACUCUUAUCACCGUCUACAUCCUUUCGUUCUCUUGCGUUUUCGCCCAGGAAGGAACGUAUACCACAAAAUUCGACAAUGUAGACGUGGACGCAAUAAUAAGCAACGACAGGCUGUUAAACGGAUACGUGGGUUGCCUGCUCGAUCGGAAUCCCUGCACCCCGGACGCGGCUGAACUGAAAAAAAAUCUGCCAGAUGCGUUGGAGCACGACUGCGCCGGAUGUAGCGAGACGCAGAAGAACGCGGCCGAUAAGAUAUCUCAUCAUCUAAUCGACAAUAAACCGGACGAUUGGAAAUUGUUGGAGGACAAAUACGAUCCUACCGGGACAUAUCGACGGCGUUACUUGGAGUCUAGGUCCAAAGAAGGAGGCAGCGUCGAUUAAGAUUGUUUUUCGUAAGGACCGUAAUGCCGA